Rhizoctonia solani is the source of this 543-nucleotide messenger RNA. Its product is annotated as glycoside hydrolase family 16 protein. Bases 1 to 543 code for a protein of 180 amino acids. The transcript is spliced from 3 exons. Gene Ontology annotation, biological process: glucan catabolic process. The record is from RefSeq and is a predicted model, not a curated record. NCBI's taxonomy places the organism in Eukaryota, Fungi, Basidiomycota, Agaricomycetes, Cantharellales, Ceratobasidiaceae.
AUGCUCGCUCUGUCGCUCGCAACUCUUGCUGCUGCCUCUGUGGUCCGCGCUGCAACCUACUCUGUCACCGACACCUUUAUCGGGUCGUCUUUCCUGAGCGGUUUCACCCAUGAAGCCAUCGCUGACCCCACCCACGGACGUGUCAACUACGUCGACCAAUCGACCGCUGUCAGCAGGAACCUUACGUUUGCGUCCGGAAAUACGUUUAUCAUGCGCGCUGAUUCGACUACCACGCUCAACCCCUCCGGGCCAGGCCGGAACUCGGUCCGUAUCCAGAGCAGGAAGCAAUGGUCCACUCACGUUGAGAUUAUGGAUGUGAGGCACAUGCCCCAGGGAUGUGGCUCGUGGCCCGCCUAUUGGACUACCAACACCGUCAACUGGCCCCAAGCCGGUGAGAUUGACAUCAUCGAAGGUGUGAACGACCAAGGUCCCAACGCUGCGACCCUCCACACCACCCCCGGUUGCACUCAGCCCUACACCCGUGACCAGACUGGGCAAGUCACCAUUCAACAAUCUCUCUCUCUUUUAACGCACUUUGACUAA